GAACAUUGCCAAGGAUGCAGAAGGAACUGAAGAUGAUCAAAGAUGAGGAUGUGCAUUUCAACCUGGGUGUGAAGCGGGCCCCCUCUUUCCCCCACUGCCUGCAGCCAGUGGUUUCCCGAGGGAAGGCUCCCCAAAGACACCCCUUCCCAGAAGCUCUCAGGGGGCCCUUCUCCCAGUUCCGGUACGAACCUCCUCCCGGAGACCUGGAUGGCUUCCCGGGGGUCUUUGAAGGAGGAGGGUCCCGGAAACGGAAGAGCGUGCCCACCAAGAUGCCCUAUACCCACCCCUCGGACGAAGCCGCCCUGGCCCUCCACCCCGAGGACAGCAAACUCCACGGCCACCCCAACUUCCCUCUGCUGUUCCCGCAGCCCCCGCGCCCCAAAUACGACUCGCAGAUGAUCGACCUGUGCAACGUGGGCUUCCAGUUCUACCGCACCCUGGAGCACCUGGGGGGCAAGCGCGUCAAGCAGGAGCCGGUGAAGCCCAGCGCCGUGUGGCCGCAGCCCGCGCCCGCGCCCGCGCCCUUCCUGCCCGCGCCCUACCCCUACUACCCCAAGGUGCCCCCGGGCCUCGUGUUCCCCUUCUUCGUGCCCGCGGCCUCCCCGUUCCCCUUCAGCCGGCACACCUUCCUGCCCAAGCAGCCCCCCGACCCGCUGCUGCCCCGCAAGGCGGAGCCCCCGGAGAGCGAGGAGGCCAAGCAGAAGGUGGAGCGCAUGGACGUGAACGUGCAGAUCGACGACAGCUACUACGUGGACGUGGGCGGGGCGCAGAAGCGCUGGCAGUGCCCCACCUGCGAGAAGUCCUACACGUCCAAGUACAACCUGGUCACCCACAUCCUGGGCCACAGCGGCAUCAAGCCGCACGCGUGCACCCGCUGCGGGAAGCUCUUCAAGCAGCUCAGCCACCUGCACACGCACAUGCUCACGCACCAGGGCACGCGGCCGCACAAGUGCCAGGUGUGCCACAAGGCCUUCACCCAGACCAGCCACCUGAAGCGCCACAUGAUGCAGCACAGCGAGGUGAAGCCGCACAACUGCCGCGUGUGCGGCCGCGGCUUCGCCUACCCCAGCGAGCUCAAGGCGCACGAGGCCAAGCACGCCAACGGGCGGGAGAACAUCUGCGUGGAGUGCGGCCUCGACUUCCCCACCCUGGCGCAGCUGAAGCGGCACCUCACCACGCACCGCGGGCCCGUCCAGUACAACUGCUCCGAGUGCGACAAGACCUUCCAGUACCCGAGCCAGCUGCAGAACCACAUGAUGAAGCACAAGGACAUCCGGCCCUACAUCUGCUCCGAGUGCGGCAUGGAGUUCGUGCAGCCGCACCACCUCAAGCAGCACUCGCUCACCCACAAGGGUGUGAAGGAGCACAAAUGUGGGAUUUGCGGACGGGAGUUCACUCUGUUGGCCAACAUGAAGAGACACGUGCUGAUCCACACCAACAUCCGCGCCUACCAGUGUCACCUCUGCUACAAGAGUUUUGUGCAGAAACAGACCCUCAAGGCACACAUGAUCGUCCACUCUGACGUGAAGCCUUUCAAAUGCAAGCUGUGCGGGAAGGAAUUCAACCGGAUGCACAACCUUAUGGGCCACAUGCAUCUGCACUCUGACAGCAAACCCUUCAAGUGCCUCUACUGCCCCAGCAAAUUCACCCUGAAGGGGAACCUGACACGCCACAUGAAAGUCAAGCAUGGUGUCAUGGAGCGGGGCCUCCAUUCUCAAGGUUUUGGAAGGGGGAGAAUCGCCCUGGCGCAGGCGGGGGUCCUGAGGAGCCUGGAGCAGGAGGAGCCCUUCGACCUGUCCCAGAAGCGCCGGGCCUUCCAGUCUGACGGGGAUAGCGCCAGGGGCAGCUCCAGCCAUGAAGAGGAGGAUGAGGACCACUGCUGCGAGGUGGAGCCGGACAGCCCGGGCCCGGCCCCGGCCCCGCGGAGCAGGCCGCUCUGCGUGCCCCAGGAUCUCUCCACCAAGCCCGAGACGGCCCCCCGGUUGCCCCAGGAAGCCUGCGAGGAAGAAGAGAAGGAGGAGGAGGAGGAGGAAGAAGAGGAGGAGGAGGAGGCCGUGCAGAAGGAAGGACGCCAGGAGAAGAGCAAGGACAGCCUCGGGGCAGAGGGCGGCCGGGAGAGAGAUGGCGCUGGCAGAGAGGAGUGUCCCAGCCUCAGGGCGCUGCAGAGCGCGCGGCGGGGGGCCUCCUUUUCUGAUUACUUGUACUUCAAGCACAGAGAUGAGAGUUUAAAAGAAUUACUGGAGAGGAAAAUGGAAAAACAAGCAGUGCUUUUAGGUAUCUAA
Eptesicus fuscus (big brown bat) is the source of this 2282-nucleotide messenger RNA. It is a transcript of the gene ZNF366, whose product is annotated as zinc finger protein 366. Bases 15 to 2282 code for a protein of 755 amino acids. Gene Ontology annotation, cellular component: nucleus. Lineage: Eukaryota; Metazoa; Chordata; Mammalia; Chiroptera; Vespertilionidae. The transcript has 4 exons. The record is from RefSeq and is a predicted model, not a curated record.